GUUUCAUGAUGGUGAUGGUUGUGGUGGUGGUGAUUCUGCUGCUGCUGGUGGCGGCCAUCCAAGACGAACAGAGCGGAAUUGAUCAUUUCCACCAUCGCAUGCAGCACGAUCAGCAUAACAAGAAAAGAACCCAUGACGUGCAGCAUUUGCUGGAUACUUCUAUACGUUUCUGUAUGUAGGGAAGUGGAUUGAUCCACUCUACUUCAAUGA
Molecule: messenger RNA, 210 nt
Organism: Aspergillus vadensis CBS 113365
Lineage: Eukaryota; Fungi; Ascomycota; Eurotiomycetes; Eurotiales; Aspergillaceae
Exons: 1
Coding region: 6-179 (57 amino acids)
Source: RefSeq, a predicted model, not a curated record